Molecule: messenger RNA, 1192 nt
Organism: Solanum dulcamara
Lineage: Eukaryota; Viridiplantae; Streptophyta; Magnoliopsida; Solanales; Solanaceae
Product: lignin-forming anionic peroxidase-like
Exons: 4
Coding region: 90-1046 (318 amino acids)
Biological process (GO): response to oxidative stress; hydrogen peroxide catabolic process
Molecular function (GO): heme binding; peroxidase activity
Source: RefSeq, a predicted model, not a curated record
AAACAUUCAAUUUUCAUCAUCUUCAUUAAUUCUACUUAGCUAAUUUACUUAUUUUCUUGCUAUAAUAUAUAGUAUACAUUCUUUAAAUUAUGAGUGCUUCAAUUCGAUCUUAUGCUAUAUUUUCUAUUUUUUUGCUUUCAUGCAUGCAAUGUCAUGCACAACUUUCCGCGACGUUCUAUGAUAACUCUUGCCCUAAUGCACUCAACACGAUUCGAACCAGCAUUAGGCAAGCAGUUUCACGUGAACGUCGCAUGGCUGCUUCCCUUAUUCGUCUUCAUUUUCAUGAUUGCUUUGUUCAGGGCUGUGAUGCUUCGAUCUUGCUUAAUGAAACCACUUCAAUUAUAAGUGAGAAAACUGCGUUGCCAAAUCUUGGAUCUGUAAGAGGUUAUGGAGUUAUAGAUGAUGCAAAAGCUGAAGUGGAAAAGAUUUGUCCUGAAGUGGUUUCAUGUGCUGACAUACUUGCUGUUGCAGCUCGAGAUGCAUCAGCUGCGGUAGGAGGACCAUCAUGGACAGUAAAACUUGGAAGAAGAGAUUCAACCACAGCAAGUAAAAUAGUUGCAGAAACAGAGAUUCCAAAUCCAUUUGAGUCUCUAGAUAGACUUAUUUCUAGCUUUGAAAACAAGGGACUUAACACAAGAGACAUGGUCGCGUUAUCAGGGGCUCAUACAAUAGGUCAAGCACAGUGUGUUCUAUUUCGUGAUCGAAUUUAUGGCAAUGGAACAGACAUUGAUGCUGGUUUUGCUAGAACUAGAAGACGUCAAUGUCCUCAAGAAGGAGAGAAUGGAAACCUUGCACCUCUUGAUCUUGUUACACCAAAUCAAUUAGAUAAUAAUUAUUUCAAGAACAUCGUCGAUAAGAAAGGUCUUCUUAAAUCAGAUCAAGUUCUUUUCAAUGGAGGAUCAACAGAUGGUAUUGUUACUGAAUAUAGUAAUAGCCCUAGAGCUUUUGCAUCUGACUUUGCUGCUGCUAUGAUCAAAAUGGGAGAUAUUAGUCCUUUAACUGGUCAAAAUGGAAUUAUAAGAAAAGUUUGUGGAAGUGUGAACUAGUUCUUAAUUCAAAUAUGUAUUAUUUCUCUUAAUUAAUAUUUAUUCAAGAAUAUGUUGGAUUCUGUUUUUUUAUAUAACUAUAUAUUUGUAUGUUUGAUGUAUUGAAGUGUAUUAUAUGAAGACGUUAUACAUAUUCAAAACUCUUA